Drosophila grimshawi is the source of this 659-nucleotide messenger RNA. RefSeq names its product transformer-2 sex-determining protein-like. The coding region runs from base 7 to 621 and encodes 204 amino acids. Gene Ontology annotation, biological process: positive regulation of mRNA splicing, via spliceosome. The transcript is spliced from 5 exons. The record is from RefSeq and is a predicted model, not a curated record. NCBI's taxonomy places the organism in Eukaryota, Metazoa, Arthropoda, Insecta, Diptera, Drosophilidae. Gene Ontology annotation, cellular component: spliceosomal complex. Gene Ontology annotation, molecular function: RNA binding.
UAUAAAAUGUCAUACUAUAAGCAAUAUUAUAGCAAUUGGCAAAACUACACAAAAUCCGGUUGGAAACGUCACCGCCGCAGCUCAAGCAGCAGUUCCCCAACUCCAUCGUCUCGUCGUUAUUCAAGUCACAAGUCGCCCAAUCACCAAUGGUCGUCACGUGGUCAAGCUCAGCCCUGUCGUUGCUUGGGCAUCUUUGGCCUGGACAGCUUUACAUCGGAGGACAAGUUACACAAAGUGUUUAGCAAGUUCGGACGCAUCGAACGCAUCCAAACGGUAAACUUUCUACAGACACGAAUCUCGCGCGGUUUUUGCUUUAUUUACUUUAAGAAUCUCAGUGAUGCACGGAGAGCCAAGGAAGCCUGCAAGGGAAUGGUGAUUGACGGUCAUAGCAUUCGUGCUGAUUAUUCCAUUAGCCAGCGUGCCCACUCCCCUACACCUGGUGUGUACAGGGGACGACCUUCAUACUUUGAAAUCACUCGGGAACGGAAGGUUCACAAGAGAGAAAUGAUACAUUGGUCUCCAAACAACAAAUACCACUCAACAGAGCAUUCCUAUUCAAAGCGACAAUAUCGUUCCCCAAAUGGUCGAAAUUCCAACAAGCAUUCAUUUCUACACGCAUAGAGCGAUGUUGGUAAAAAUAAAUGUAAAAUCAAAACCUA